UCAUAGCUCAGGCAAUCACAGGGCCGUCCACUCUCGUUAGCACGGAGUACUACCCAAGUGAGGAAACCAUGCUACGAGGCCUUCUUCAGCCUUACAUCGAUCAAAUCUCGUCUCUACAUAUCCGAUUUUGCGAAGAUGACUACGACAACACACCUGAUUCCGAACUUAUGUUCACGGACUUCCCAGCCCUUCAGGAGUUAUCUGUAAGGGUACACCAUCAUGCCAUGCCAGCUAUCACACAAUUCAUCUCGCGCUUCCCUCUAUGCAGUCUCGAGGUAAUACGACCGCUGUUCUACCUCGAGCUCUUAUCUUCUUGCAAUCCCAUGUGGGCCAACCUGACAAAUGUCGAUGUCACCCUACGUAAAAAUGAUGCAGUCCUCCGCUUGCUCCAGCUGGGUCCCAACCUCUCGUUGUUGACGAUUCACGUAGCAUUUGAGGAAUUGUUGCUCAUAGACCUAGUAGAGCUAUUCACGCCUACCAAACUUCAAUCCUUACGCAUCGCUUCCCUGGAUCUUACAGAGGACCGCAUGGACCACGUGGUGCUCGCGAUUCAUUUCCCUUGUUCCUCCCCUCAAAAUAGUGGUGGAACCGAUUGUCAAGCGUCAUAAAUACUUUGUACCCUAGGCUCGGUCGUCACAUCUUUCGGAGAUGGGCUUUAUGGACCUGUGCAAUUCUGUAUACUCAAGAGUUUGCUACCAGUACCAUACGUGUCGUAGUAUAUCUUUCCUCAUCGCUCUAUUCUAGCAACUAUUUUGUUA
Suillus paluster is the source of this 758-nucleotide messenger RNA. RefSeq lists its product as uncharacterized. The record is from RefSeq and is a predicted model, not a curated record. The transcript has a single exon. Lineage: Eukaryota; Fungi; Basidiomycota; Agaricomycetes; Boletales; Suillaceae. The coding region runs from base 69 to 608 and encodes 179 amino acids.